Molecule: messenger RNA, 687 nt
Organism: Paramecium pentaurelia
Lineage: Eukaryota; Ciliophora; Oligohymenophorea; Peniculida; Parameciidae
Source: the annotation of a GenBank genome assembly
UGUGAUGUCAGAAAUAGAUCCGAUUACAAUUAAACUUGUCGUUGUCGGUGAUGGAAAUGUAGGCAAGACUUGUAUACUUCUCAGGUAUUUCUAUUAAAAAUCCAUAGCUACACAACAGAUAAAUUUCCUUAAGAUUAUGUUCCUACAGUUUUUGAAAAUUAUACCACAUAAACAGCUGUUGAUGGCAAGAUGAUUAAUUUAAGUUUAUGGGAUACUGCAGGAUAAGAAACAUAUAAUAGACUAAGAACAUUAUCCUAUAAUUCAGCUGAUGUCUUUUUAGUUGUCUUCUCUGUUAUUGAAGAAUCUAGUUUUGAAAAUGCAAUAAUUAAAUGGUAUCCAGAAUUAGAGGCUCCUGAAUUAAAAUGUGUACCAAAAAUAUUUGUUGGAAACAAAAUAGAUAUGAGAAAUUAAGCAAAUCCAAGUCAUGUUUAAUAAGAAGCUGUAAUCAUUAAUUUAAUCAACUCAUUAGGCAAAAUCAAAAGUUGAAAAAUUACAAUGUCAAUAUUUAGAAUGUUCUGCAUUAACAUAAAUUGGUUUGAAAGAAAUUUUUGACUAAGCAAUUAAAAAAGCCAUUAAAGUCAAAAUCUUAAAGUCAUAAAAUUAAACCUUGCAAAAUGUUACAAGUACUAUUUAAAAAGACUAAAAACCUUCAAAUGAAGAAAAAUGCUGUUGCUCAACCUUUUGAUA